Neurospora tetrasperma FGSC 2508 is the source of this 678-nucleotide messenger RNA. RefSeq lists its product as uncharacterized. The coding region runs from base 1 to 678 and encodes 225 amino acids. The transcript has 2 exons. The record is from RefSeq and is a predicted model, not a curated record. NCBI's taxonomy places the organism in Eukaryota, Fungi, Ascomycota, Sordariomycetes, Sordariales, Sordariaceae. Gene Ontology annotation, cellular component: cytoplasm. Gene Ontology annotation, biological process: protein refolding.
AUGAACUUGCUCAAGAACCAUGUCGCAUCGUCACUGAACAACACAUGUUUACCCGCUCUGAUGCCCUGGAUCACUGAAGAAGCCCUUUGUCGACGCAUUCCUCCCAAGUCCACUCGUCCCAACCAUCAGCCUCAAACAUCCAACACCAGCUCCAUUCAUAAAUCCCAAUCCCAACCAUCACCACUGCCCAACAUGUCCACCUCCUCCUCCUCCUCCUCCAUCGUGACCACCCCAGCUACCACCUCCACCCCUCUCAUCCCUCUAACCUACUACCAAACCCUCAACGUCCCCUACACAGCCUCCAAAUCCGACAUCAGCACCGCCUUCCACGCCUUUUGCAAACUCCACCGGCAGCCGGGGCCAGACAAGAUCCCCCACUUUACUUCCUCGCAACGGUACAGAGACCUAAGAGAGGCGCACGACAUGUUGAUUGAUUCGGAAGACAAGCAAAAGUACGAUCUCUAUCUGGCCAAGAAGGGGGUUCCGGAGAUGGUGGAGAAGUACAAGGCCAAGGAGGAGUAUUUGAAGGAAAAGAAAAUGGAGAGGGAGACGGAUAAGAAAAGGAAAAAGAUGAUCAAUGAAGUAGGGGAGGAGGUCCUGGAGGGGUGGGGACAGGACGAAGUGGUCAAGUUCUUGGGAAGGCCGAGGGGGCCAAAGGUUCGGGGGACUAAUGUCUAG